Molecule: messenger RNA, 2220 nt
Organism: Rangifer tarandus platyrhynchus (Svalbard reindeer)
Lineage: Eukaryota; Metazoa; Chordata; Mammalia; Artiodactyla; Cervidae
Source: the annotation of a GenBank genome assembly
AUGGAGAAUAUGGCGGAGGAGGAGCUGCUGCCCCAGGAGAAGGUGGAGGUGGCCCAGGUCCCGGUCCCGACCCCGACCCCGGACUCGGCUCGGGUCCCAGCUCCGGCCCCGGAUUCGGCUCCGGUCUCGGCCUCGACCCCGGCCCCUGCCUCGGCUCCGACUCCGGCCUCGGCUCCAGUCCCAGCCCCUGCCCUGGCCCAGGCUCCGGCCCUGUCCCCGUCCCUAGCCUCUGCCCCUGAUGAGGCUGAAAGCAAGAGACACAUCUCAAUUCAAAGGCAGCUUGCUGAUUUAGAGAAGUUAGCUCUCGUAACUGAAGGGGAUUGUGACUCUGCCAAUUCACUGAACUCAGAUAAUCUCGAUGCAGGAAACAAACAGGCUUGUCCACUGUGCCCCAAGGAGAAAUUCAGAGCUUGUAAUAGUCAUAAGCUUCAUCGUCACCUUCAGAAUUUACACUGGAAAGUCUCCGUGGAAUUUGAAGGUUACCGGAUGUGCAUCUGUCACUUACCUUGUCGACCAGUGAAACCAAACAUUAUUGGAGAACAGAUAUCCAGUAAAAUGGGCGCCCAUUAUCAUUGUAUCAUUUGUUCAGCAACAAUCACCAGAAGGACAGAUAUGCUAGGACAUGUCAGGCGCCAUGUGAACAAAGGAGAGACUAAAUCCAGGUAUAUUGCUGCUUCUGCUGCUAAACCACCUAAAGAAAUUUUGAAAGAGGCAGACACAGAUGUACAAGUUUGUCCUAACUAUUCUGUACCUCAGAAAACAGAUUCUUAUUUUAAUCCCAAAAUGAAACUGAAUCGCCAGCUGAUAUUCUGUACACUGGCUGCUCUGGCUAAGGAGCGAAAACCUUUGGAAUGUCUAGAUGCCUUUGGAGCAACUGGGAUAAUGGGAUUACAAUGGGCAAAACAUCUCGGAAAUGCAGUCAAGGUUACAAUUAAUGAUUUGAAUGAAAACUCUGUGACGUUGAUUCAGGAGAACUGCCAUUUAAACAAAUUGAAAGUGGUUGUGGACAGUAAGGAAAAGGAAGAAAGGGACGAUAUUCUGGAAGAAGGAGAGGAAAACCUUGGUAAUAUUAAGGUGACCAAAAUGGAUGCCAAUGUACUAAUGCAUUUGAGAUCUUUUGAUUUCAUACACCUAGAUCCUUUUGGAACAUCUGUGAACUAUCUUGAUUCUGCAUUCAGAAAUAUAAGAAACCUUGGCAUAGUAUCAGUGACUUCUACAGAUAUCAGUUCUUUAUAUGCCAAGGCACAACACGUUGCCCGGCGUCACUACGGCUGUAAUAUUGUCCGAACUGAAUAUUACAAGGAGCUAGCUGCAAGGAUUGUUGUAGCUGCAGUGGCAAGAGCUGCAGCCCGAUGUAACAAAGGCAUAGAAGUACUGUUUGCAGUGGCUCUGGAACAUUUUGUGUUGGUUGUUGUGAGAGUUUUGAGGGGGCCAACUUCUGCAGAUGAAACAGCCAAGAAGAUUCAAUACCUAAUCCAUUGUCAGUGGUGUGAAGAGAGAAUUUUUCAGAAGGAUGGUAAUAUGGUAGAAGAAAACCCAUAUAGACAGCUACCCUGUAAUUGUCAUGGAAGCAUGCCUGGAAAGACAGCAAUAGAACUUGGACCUCUAUGGUCGAGUUCCCUUUUCAAUACUGGAUUCCUCAAAAGAAUGCUGUCUGAAUCUUUUCACCAUGGUUUAGAUGACAUUCAGACCCUAAUAAAGACAUUAAUCUUUGAGUCAGAGUGUACUCCUCAAAGUCAGUUUUCAGUUCAUGCACCUUCAAAUCUCAACAAGCAAGAAGAAUGUGGUGUAUUUAUUAAAACUACAGAUGAUACUACAACAGAUAAUUACAGUGCACAAGGAAAGAGAAAAAGUAAUGAAACAACUGCAAAUUUAGUCAAGAGGCAAAAAACUGAUGUCAAUACUGAACAUCCUCCCUUUUAUUACAACAUCCACAGACACAGCAUUAAAGGAAUGAAUAUGCCAAAGUUAAAAAAGUUUUUGUGCUAUCUUUCUCAAGCAGGCUUUCGAGUAAGCCGAACUCAUUUUGACCCAAUGGGAGUUCGUACAGAUGCACCUCUAAUGCAGUUUAAAUCCAUCCUUUUAAAGUACAGCACCCCCACUUACACUGGAGGACAGUCAGAGGGCCACGUCCAACCAGCAUCCGAAGAUACAGUAGCUGACAGGGUUGAAAUGUCAGUGAAUGACAAAGCAGAAGCAGGUGGUUGCAAAAGAUGGUAA